This is a messenger RNA of Meloidogyne enterolobii, 766 nucleotides long. The record is from the annotation of a GenBank genome assembly. Lineage: Eukaryota; Metazoa; Nematoda; Chromadorea; Rhabditida; Meloidogynidae.
AUGGAAAUAAUUUAUGAAGGGCGUCAUCGUCCAGAAUACCAGCAACAACAACUACCUAACAAAAAUGCAUCUCCCUCCUCUAUGUUAAAUAAUUCUUCUACUUCGUCUUCUGCUGAAUUACAACAAUUAGUACAACAAUCUAUACUGUAUGGGCAACAACAACAAAAUAAUCACUCUCUUCCACAAACUACAACCCCAUUUUCUCUCGCUUCAUUAAAUUAUGGCCCCUUUGGGUUACCAAGCUUUUCACUUUCCCCCCAAAAUUCAUUAAAUUUGUUACACUUUCCACAACAACUUCAACAACAAGAAAUUGAGCGUCAAACGGCGGCGAUUGCUGCUUCAGGGGCAAUAAAUAAUGGGUUGGUUAGUCCACCAAAUGCGUUCGAAGGUCUCCCAAUAUUUGUAAUGCCAAACAAUGGUUCUCUUUCACUCAAUGCACUACAACGUGCAGCUGAGUUUAAAGCAAUGGCUAUUAAUGCAUUUAUUCAACAACAACAAUCACAACAAUUAAAUUUAAAAAUAGAUACUAGCAAACAUUUUCACGUAUUUGUCGGUGAUCUCUCACAAGAUGUUGAUAAUCAAAUGUUAUAUGACGCUUUUAGCAAGUUAGGGCAAGUCUCAGAAGCCAAAGUAAUGAGGGAUCCACAAUCAACAAAAUCCCGUUCCUUUGGAUUUGUUGCUUACCCUUCAAAAGGCAAAUUUAUUUUUAAAAUUUCUCCAAGAAUUCUGAUUUUGUAUUAUAGAAGACGCUCAAAGGGCUAUUGAG